AUGGCUGAAAAUUCAGAAAUUGUUGUCGUAGGCGCUGGUGUCCUUGGUCUCACGGCUGCAUUGACGCUGCAAGAACAUACAAAGCAACGGGUGUUGAUCAUAGCAUCAGAAUUUCCAGGCGAUGAAUCUAUCAACUACGCUUCACCCUGGGCCGGCGCGCACUAUCGACCCAUGCCGGCUCUGACGCCGGCCGAUAUCCGUGCUCAGAAACUCAUGACUGUGACGAACGCAGUGCUCCGCGACCAGGCUUCUUCGCACCCGGAAGCCGGCAUAAAGUUCAUGAACGCGUACGAGUACCUCGAGGCUCCUCCCGAGAGCUACGUCGGUCUACGAGGAGGCUACGGCGACAUCGAUGGGUUUAGGGUUCUCGACAAGUCAGAACUACCCAGCGGUGUGCAAUGGGGCAGCACAUACCGCACGUGGAGCCUGAAUUCUCCCGUCUACUGCGCGUUCUUGAUGCGGCGAUUCAUCCACCGCGGUGGGAAAACGUUGCGCAUGAGACUGGUCAAUUUACUUGAGGUUCCGCACGUCGCGCCGCGAAGUGCCGUGGUCGUCAACUGUUCUGGAGUCGGGUUUGGAGAUGCCGAGUGCUUCCCAACGAAGGGGCAGACAUGUCUUGUGAAGAACGCCUGUGACAGGACCAUCACGCAGCAGAACAAGGAUGGAAGCUGGACCUUCAUCAUCCCGAGGCCAUUGGAGGGUGGGACGGUGAUUGGAGGGACGAAGAAUCCGGGCGAUUGGUCGUUGGGGGCGAGUGAGGAGGUACGGAGGACGCUGCUGGAGCGUGCUGCCGCCAUGUACCCGCCCAUAACUGCAGAAGGGGGUUUUGAAGUCAUUAGAGAUAUCGUGGGCCGGAGGCCGACGAGAAGAGGAGGACUGAGACUGUGCACGGAAAUGAUGGAGGUCGACCCCGACAAAGGCAAAGAGAAGAGGACUUUGCAACUCGUGCAUGCUUAUGGUGCGGGUGGUUCGGGUUACGAAUUAUCUUGGGGCGUUGCACGGGAGAUAGCCGACUUGGUGGCCAAGGGACAGCGGAGUGCAUUGAAACCAUCGCUUUGA
This is a messenger RNA of Exophiala spinifera, 1059 nucleotides long. RefSeq lists its product as uncharacterized. The transcript has 3 exons. The record is from RefSeq and is a predicted model, not a curated record. NCBI's taxonomy places the organism in Eukaryota, Fungi, Ascomycota, Eurotiomycetes, Chaetothyriales, Herpotrichiellaceae. The coding region runs from base 1 to 1059 and encodes 352 amino acids. Gene Ontology annotation, molecular function: D-amino-acid oxidase activity; FAD binding.